GUAGAAGAAAGCGAAUUCGCAAAUAGGAAUUAACGUUCUACUAUCUUCGACCUGUAUUGCCUCCCUGUUCAACAGGUUCGAGUACAUGUACCGGACCACUAGGAGAAUUUAGUCAUACCCUAUACGUAAUAGAAUUUUUGUUAGCUUUUCAGCAAGUGUUGGACCAGUAAAAGAGUUUCAUUUGCUUUUCAGCAACGAACAGUAAGUACUUUUCUUCAAACCUUUAACAGUUCUCAGUCGUGACAAGUAAGCAGAAGCGGUUCCUGAAAAUGAACAGCCAAGAUGGACAGCCUCUGCAACAUCAGCAGGCAAUGCAAGGUUCGUACAUGAACUAUAUGGUGCCUGGGAGCUGGGAACUGUGCGCCACCAUAGGGAACACCUGUGGGGUACAACAACAACUGUGGACAACUAGCACCCCCUACUGGUGGGGCCGGUUGUACUAAUGGGUAUCCACAACAGCUGGCUUUGUUGCAGCCACAGUAUCAGCAGCAGCCUAUGCAAGAACAGCAGCAACCGUACUACAAUUCGCAGCAGCCGAUGAUGCAGCAACAGCAGGGUGGCUACAUUGACAGACAACCCUGAGCAGCAGCCAAUGUUGCAACAGGGCCAGCAGUUCUAUGCGCAGCAGUCGAUGAUGCAGCAACAGGGCGGCUACUCUUACAACUAGCAGCAUGCAAUGGUGCAGUAUCAACAGCCGCAAAAGCAGCAGCCAGCAAUGAACGUACAGGCAACCGCAGGCUCAGCGACUGGGCAGGUAAGUACAUGAACUUUUAAUUGCCUUAUUCAUAGAGCUGCAGAGCAAAUCCCUGCUUGACGGAAAAUUUUUGCGCAAGUCUGUGCAGGAAAUAUGGCCCUUGGUAUCGACGACUUCUGGGUAAGUACAUUGAUUCAUUAUAGAGUAAUAUAUUAGAGGAGAAAAAGACAUAGUCAUCAAUAAAUAACCUCCAGCUUAAGUCACACAGCAGACUGUCACACAAGUUACGCAGACAACAACGACAACAACCAGCCAACCUUCCAGUAACCGACCGAUGUGCUUACCGCAGGAGCAGUCGGUCGUUAUUCAGAAACAACGGCAACAAGUAGUGGUCAAUACUAAUGGACCUCCAACUGUGGUCAUGGGUCAAGGAGCGCCACCAUCGCCGCGUCUUUCCCGGACCUCCUCUACGUCGUCGUCGUCGUCAAGUUCCUCUAGUACGUCGUCGUCGAGUUCUUCCUCUUCGUCCUCGGCAUCUUCUAUGGUGUCGUCGCCGAAAUAUUCCCCUUUCUACUCGCCUUUGGAGCGACGAACAAGGAACAAUGGAGAUGCCGUAGCGACCGGCGCCACACUGGGUGCUAUUGCUCGUGCCGCGCUCAUGAGAGCGGCGCUCGGAGGAUAGAAGCCCCAUUACAAGUAUACUCAUUGAAACUGAAAUAUACAUAUAGUAAAACAUUGGACUUCAUUGCCAGAUGACGUUGGAUGCAUGGACUAGUAGGAAAGCGCAGAAAGAUCAAGCGGAAAAAAUAGUAAUGAACAUUUAGCGACCAAAACUAACAUACUUAAGUUAGCGCUGUGCCUAUCUAGUACUACUUAAGUAGUUAGUUCCCAAGGAACACGGUUCUUGUAGUAUUUAUUAGCAUAGCAGCAUGGGGGCUUCAGCUUUAAUAUUUAUCUUUAUAUAAUAUAUAUCAUGAUGUCUUGUUAUUUGAGUUUGAAGACGCCGUUUGUUGAGUUUUGAUAUUCUUUUUCUUGUUCCAUGACCGAUUUCAAUUUGUUAGAAGGUGAAGGACAACGAUAAUCCGCCGACUGGUGAACAGCAGAGAUGAAAGAAUUUGAAUUACCCAUAAAAAUCGGACUUGAAAGAAAAAUGUGCCGAUGCAAGUCAUUCAAAGUAGAAGGACGGAAGAGCAAUAGUCCAGUUGCUACUUGUACUUUUCCUGUGUGUAAGAUGAACACAUGAAUUGAAAU
Molecule: messenger RNA, 1945 nt
Organism: Amoebophrya sp. A25
Lineage: Eukaryota; Dinophyceae; Syndiniales; Amoebophryaceae
Source: the annotation of a GenBank genome assembly